Clarias gariepinus (North African catfish) is the source of this 571-nucleotide messenger RNA. RefSeq names its product neuritin 1-like b (gene nrn1lb). Gene Ontology annotation, biological process: nervous system development; neuron projection extension. Gene Ontology annotation, cellular component: plasma membrane. The record is from RefSeq and is a predicted model, not a curated record. NCBI's taxonomy places the organism in Eukaryota, Metazoa, Chordata, Actinopteri, Siluriformes, Clariidae. Bases 99 to 554 code for a protein of 151 amino acids. The transcript is spliced from 4 exons.
UGUAGCGCAGAGACACACGGAGGGAAACUGUUAAACAGCAGCAGCUUUAUGAGGAGAAAAAAUGUUGAGACAGCUCAAGAUUCAGGAUUGAAGUCAAAAUGCGCCCGCUGCUGUUCAUCUUCCUCUGCCUCAGUGUGUGUGGGUCUGUACUGGGUUCUGUGGUUCCUCCAUCAUGUGUCUCUGUGUAUCGAGGCUUUGCUCAGUGUUUAGUGACUCUUGGAGACGAGGUGACUAGCCAAACUGAUAUCAACCACAACAUCGACUCCAUGUGCCGAUCCUGGGACGCUUUCGAGCGGUGUGUGAGUGGCGUGCUGUCCAAGUGCCACAGCGAGAACACUGCAGAACUCUGGGAGUCUUUAAAGGCGGAGUCUCGGAGGACACAGCUCUCGGGGAAUCUACACGCAAUGUGUUACAGGAGCACCUGGACAUCUCCUCUGACUCUGCCCACUACUGAGCAGACCAAUCAGGAGUCUCUAAAAGGCAAAGGUGUGAGCAGUGACCACACCAAUUCUGUGUGCUUGGUCCUGGCCUGCAUGCUCUAUUUACUGAUUUGAUGUAUUUAGUUAAAGUA